Molecule: messenger RNA, 537 nt
Organism: Nicotiana attenuata
Lineage: Eukaryota; Viridiplantae; Streptophyta; Magnoliopsida; Solanales; Solanaceae
Exons: 1
Coding region: 1-537 (178 amino acids)
Source: RefSeq, a predicted model, not a curated record
AUGGAGGUAUACACAACCAAAUCCCAUAAUCUGAAUCGGUCGAGUAGUUUCUCCAGCAGCUUCUCUUGUCGAAGCUCUAGUUUGUUGACCCGACCCGCAUCCCCAAACCGGGUCAAUCUUUGCCGACCAGUAAUUCCUUCAUCGUUUUCUUCCACGUCAACCGGCGGUUCUAUUUCCGUUCACCGCCGUGAACCACAGCAGAAUAGCGGCCAACAAAAUCAUCAUCAGAAGACGAAAGGACAUUGCAUGUGUGCGCCGACAAAUCAUCCAGGUUCAUUCCGUUGUAGCCUUCACAAGAAUUCAAAUCAGACCAAAUAUGGCCAUAUCAAUACGACGACGACGAAGACGAGGAGUCAUCAGCACUUGAAUUUGAAUAUUAUGCGGCGAUCGGCAAUGGUGAAUUCGCUGGUUCGUAUUGGAGCAGUUGAAGAUGGCGAAUUGAUAAUCUCAAGAGUACGCACGAUUUUCAGCCUAGGUCAAGCAGGCUCUCCGUUAUGUCCAAGGCAAAAGAUUUUUGACAACGACCUACAAUUAUAG